CUUUUCGCUUAGUUUACCUACUUGGGUAUUAAAGUCACUAGCCGCUAUUACUACAUUGGAGCGCCUAGCUUUUCGGAGAAUGACGGAAAGCUUUCUGUAAAACUCAUCUUUUAUAUCAUCUGGGCUGCAGUCAGUGGGCAGAGACGACGAAGAGGCAAUGACGAGUGUCCUAUCUUGCCGAGUCCUUAAUGUUCCGUGCAGUCUAGUCUUACACUAGAUUGGCAACGAGAGUAAAUCAUCAAAAUACAAAGCAGAGAAUAAUAAAUAAUAUCCACAGGAGUAGAAACCCAAACAUAAGAAAUCCUGUUCAUGAGUUUCUAUUGUCUCAUCGUUAAUAUUCACGACUACGUUUGGGUCUUUGUUAGCAUGUGUGUAUCCUUAGUGGAUUGCCCAGAUAUAACCUUUUUGUCACAGAUUGUUGCUAGCAAUAGAGUUAGGAAGACGUGUUUCGUGCUAUUUGUGACUCGUCAGCUGGGUGUACCUGCGUUCCAGUACCAAUGGCUUUGAACCCCGACACGUAACCUACUGAGUCCAGGUAGCUACCAAAUUUGAUCACUGGUUAUGAUUUUCGUUUGCGAGACCGGAUUAAAUUUCAGUCGGUCUUGAAUAUCGACAACGGAGUAGGAAGAACUUAUGGAUAAACAUUAUGUUCUUUGAACAAGCUGGGGAAUAUCUGUAUGCAAUAAUAUACAGUUCUAAACUACAGAUAACUCGAUAAAGUCUAUUUGGUAUGUUCCCAACCAUUAAUGCACAUAACGCUACAACGUUAAAAUGCAUUAUCCUUAAAAUUAAGGGACCAUUUGUUGUUUUACUGAAAAUGGUCAAAAUUUUUGUGCAUUUAUGUUAACUACAGUGUUCCAAAUAUAUUUUAGUUUUCAGUCAAACAUUUAUUGGAUAAGUUGCGUUAUUCUACGAUAAAUGUAAUAGUAAGUUUACAUAAUGUUAUGGAAACUGUUACCAAUUUGUCGUACUUAUUUUUUUCAUAGGUUUGUUUUGGUGCAUGUGUUUGCCCAUUCUUGUUUUUCAAUGUAAUUCGUUCUCGAUGGCUUCAACUACUGACCGUUUGUCUACGAUGGAUUGGUUUUAUUUUGAUGUUGAGUCUUUCAAUUGAAAGAGCUAUUAUUCUGCACAAAAAUAUUACAGUUGCAUCGUUUCACCAUAAUGUUAGUAUGUAUUGGAAUCCUUCAAUCUAUUCACUACUUACAAAAUCUGAACCAAUACCAAAACCGCCAGCCUUUCAACCUCAAAAUAUUCCAAGUUUAUUCGGAGUUUGUGUGUACGUAUUUAUGUGUCAUCAUUCCAUACCUGGUAUUGUAACUCCUGUUAGAAAUAAGAGUAAAAUAUUAUGUAGAAUAUUUAUACCUGUUUUCAUUACAGUUCUAUCGUUUAACCUCUUAUUAUCUACUACAGCUAUCAUUGCAUUUGAUCAUAUUGAAGAUAUUUACACAUUGAAUUUUCUACCGAAUAAUGAAUUUAUUGACAUAUCACAAAUUCCUUAUACAUUAGCUUUGGUAAUAGGUUAUUUUUUAUGUUUAUUUCCUGUGUUUGCGUUGACUUCAUCGUUCCCAAUAGUUGGCACUAGUUUACUUGGAAACAUUUUUUCUUUAUGUAACUUCUUCUCUGUAUUCAAAAGUGAUCAAGCUCAAAAAAUUUUGAAGUACACAUUACCAUUUGUUGUGUUAUUGCCACCUUUAGGGAUUUCAUUAAUAACUCAUAAUGUUGGGUAUUUGACUGGUUUUACCGGGGCAAUUUUUGGCUCAGGUAUACAGUAUAUAAUACCAGCACUGUUAGUAUUUAAAGCACGUCAAUACUUUACACACUGCGUCACUUUGAAAGAAUCUAAUCUUGAAACAACAACAGAUCUACAGCAAAAUGAUACGGCAUCGGCAACUGUUGGUGAUGAAAUGACACAACCAACUUCCAGCAAUAGUGGCAUGGAGAAUGAGAAUAUCAUAUGUAGCUCAACAGAUCAUACAACAACACCACAUUCUGUUUCAAUUAUAAGAAAAUGUUCCACCCAUCAUUUAUUACCUAUUCCAAUGCAUGCAUCACCGUUUCAGCACUUUUUCUGGAUAACAAUAAUAAUAAUUUGGGCUUUAUUUUGUACUAUCAUUGUCCUCAUUGACAAAAUACAUCAUCUUUAAACACGUUUCUUAGGAUUUAAUUUUUUCUGAAAAAUUCAAAUGUUUUAUCCCUCUUUAUCAGAAGCUCUUUGUUGAUUUUGGUUACUUCUACUGAAUCCUAAUAAUAAUUUGAUAUUUUUAAUAAACUGAUUAAAUCAUACAUAUAUUACACACUUAACCAUGUGUUUCGAUGUUGUCUAAUUGUAAUAUUUUUACCUUUCAACUAUUAGUAAGUCGACCACUUAUAAGUAAUUUUAAUCCAACCAACGUAAAAAUUGAUAUCCAUGUAGAGAAUUUUUUUAAAAAGUGUAUACUUUCUUGUGAGUAACCAAUUUUUCAACGAAUGUAUACUAUUUUUAUAGUUGAAAUCAUGGGUCAAUUGAAGCUAGACCACCAUCGAAAACCUGGAAGCACUGGACGGCCGUUUCGUC
Schistosoma rodhaini is the source of this 2554-nucleotide messenger RNA. The record is from the annotation of a GenBank genome assembly. Lineage: Eukaryota; Metazoa; Platyhelminthes; Trematoda; Strigeidida; Schistosomatidae.